Oncorhynchus nerka (sockeye salmon) is the source of this 9985-nucleotide messenger RNA. Its product is annotated as acetyl-CoA carboxylase. Gene Ontology annotation, molecular function: ATP binding; acetyl-CoA carboxylase activity; metal ion binding. Gene Ontology annotation, cellular component: mitochondrion. The transcript has 51 exons. Lineage: Eukaryota; Metazoa; Chordata; Actinopteri; Salmoniformes; Salmonidae. The coding region runs from base 185 to 7282 and encodes 2365 amino acids. The record is from RefSeq and is a predicted model, not a curated record. Gene Ontology annotation, biological process: fatty acid biosynthetic process.
UCGUUGCUGUCAAAAACGUCUCUUGUAGUUGCGUUAGGUCAUCAUAGUGUGAUUUUGUUUGGAAAUGCAUGUCUGAACCAGAGUGAAUAAAUAUUCACCCAUCCUUUGGGAUAAAAUAUCCAGGAUUGCUUGUCGGUUUAUUUCACACGUGUUCACAGCCUGCCAGGGUGGUGACAGUCCAGCCAUGGCACAGCAGGAUGCGCCUGCCAAUAAGGCUGCUGCCCCGAACCUGGCCGUGCUGCACUCCAAUUUUAUCAUCGGCUCUGUGUCAGAGGAGAACUCUGAGGAUGAGUUUUUGGGGAAGCCAGACCUGACGCUGGGCCUGGAGGAGAAGGAGCGCUCCAUAUCCCCCACCUCUAGCCUCAGUUCAGAGAACAGCAGCUACGAGAUGGGCUUUGACAACAUUGACGGACCCCACAUGAGUUGUUCACACAGACCAAGCAUGUCUGGGCUGCACCUGGUCAAGCAGGGGCGAGACCGCCGUCGCAUCGACCUGCAGAGAGAUUUCACUGUGGCCUCCCCCGCAGAGUUCGUCACCCGCUUCGGAGGCAAUAAGGUCAUCGAGAAGGUCCUCAUUGCCAACAAUGGCAUCGCGGCGGUUAAGUGCAUGCGCUCCAUCCGCCGCUGGGCUUACGAGAUGUUCCGCAACGAGCGCGCCAUCCGUUUUGUCGUCAUGGUAACCCCCGAGGACCUGAAGGCCAAUGCAGAGUACAUAAAGAUGGCCGACCACUAUGUGCCGGUGCCAGGAGGGACCAAUAACAACAACUAUGCCAACGUGGAGCUCAUUCUGGACAUUGCCAAGCGAAUACCUGUGCAGGCUGUAUGGGCUGGGUGGGGCCACGCCUCAGAGAAUCCCAAACUCCCAGAGCUGCUCAUGAAGAAUGGCAUUGCCUUCAUGGGUCCUCCUAGCCAGGCCAUGUGGGCACUAGGGGACAAGAUCGCCUCAUCCAUCGUGGCUCAGACAGCUGGCAUCCCUACCCUGCCAUGGAGUGGAGCAGGACUCACAGUGGAUUGGACAGAGAGUGACCAGAAGAAGAGGAUCAUCAACGUUCCCCCUGAUCUGUAUGAGCUGGGCUGCAUCCAUGAUGUGGAGGCAGGACUGAAGGCUGCGGAGGUGGUGGGCUACCCCGUGAUGGUGAAGGCCUCCGAGGGAGGUGGAGGAAAGGGCAUCCGCAAAGUCAACUGUGCUGAUGACUUCCCCAACCUCUUCAGACAGGUCCAGACCGAGGUUCCAGGCUCACCCAUCUUCGUGAUGCAGCUGGCCAAACACGCUCGUCACCUGGAGGUCCAGCUCCUGGCCGACCAGUACGGCAACGCCAUCUCCCUGUUCGGCAGGGACUGCUCCGUACAGCGGCGACACCAGAAGAUCAUAGAGGAGGCGCCCGCCACAAUCUCCACCUCUGCCGUUUUUGAGGACAUGGAGCGGUGUGCAGUGAAGCUGGCUAAGAUGGUGGGCUACGUCAGUGCUGGCACAGUGGAGUAUCUCUACAGCCAAGAUGGCAGCUUCUACUUCCUAGAACUCAACCCUCGUCUGCAGGUGGAACACCCCUGUACUGAGAUGGUGGCCGACGUCAACCUGCCUGCUGCACAGCUACAGAUUGCCAUGGGGAUCCCCCUGUACCGUAUUAAGGACAUCAGAAUGAUGUAUGGGGUCCAGCCCUGGGGAGACUCUAUGAUUGACUUUGAGGGUCUGUCCACGGCCCCCUCCCCACGUGGACAUGUCAUCGCUGCCCGCAUCACCAGUGAGAACCCGGAUGAGGGUUUCAAGCCGAGCUCGGGCACGGUGCAGGAGCUGAACUUCCGCAGUAACAAGAAUGUGUGGGGAUACUUCAGUGUGGCUGCUGCCGGAGGCCUGCAUGAGUUUGCAGACUCCCAGUUUGGCCACUGCUUCUCCUGGGGAGAGAACCGAGAGGAGGCCAUCUCUAACAUGGUGGUGGCCCUGAAGGAGCUGUCUAUCAGAGGAGACUUUAGGACCACAGUGGAGUACCUCAUCAAGCUGCUGGAGACUGAGAGCUUCCAGCACAACACCAUCGACACAGGCUGGCUGGACAGGCUCAUCUCAGAGAAGAUGCAAGCGGAGCGUCCUGACACCAUGCUAGGCAUAGUGAGCGGAGCUCUCCAUGUGGCUGACGUCAACCUGAGGAACAGUGUCUCCAACUUCCUGCACUCUCUAGAAAGAGGCCAGGUGCUGCCCGCACACACCCUUCUCAACACCGUGGAUGUGGAGUUGAUCUAUGAGGGUACUAAGUAUUGUCUGAAGGUGACGCGUCAGUCCCCCAACUCCUACGUGGUCAUCAUGAACAGCACCGCUGCCGAGGUGGACGUCCAUCGCCUCAGCGACGGGGGCCUGUUGCUCUCCUACGACGGCAGCAGCUACACCACCUACAUGAAGGAGGAGGUGGACCGGUACCGUAUCACCAUUGGGAACAAGACGUGUGUGUUUGAGAAGGAGAACGACCCGUCCCUGCUUCGCUCGCCCUCAGCAGGGAAACUCAUCCAGUACACAGUGGAGGACGGGGGACACGUCUUCUCUGGCCAGUGUUACGCUGAGAUAGAGGUGAUGAAGAUGGUGAUGACUCUGACGGCGCUGGUGUCUGGCUGUAUCCACUAUGUGAAGAGACCCGGGGCCGUGCUGGAGCCCGGCUGCGUCAUCGCCAAGCUGCAGUUGGAUGAUCCUGGCAGGGCACAACAGGCGGAGCUGCACCACGGGGCCCUGCCCGUCAUCCAGGCGGCGGCGUUGAGAGGAGAGAAGCUCCACAGGGUCUUCCACAGCACCCUGGACCACCUGGUGCACAUCAUGAGUGGCUUCUGCCUGCCUGAACCAUUUUUCAGUGGAAAGCUAAAGGAAUGGGUGGAAAGGCUGAUGAAGACUUUCCGGGACCCCUCCCUGCCACUGUUGGAGCUGCAGGACAUUAUGACCAGUGUGUCAGGCCGGAUCCCCCUCGCUGUAGAGAAAUGCAUCAAGAAGGAGAUGGCCCAGUACGCCAGCAACAUUACCUCUGUGCUCUGCCAGUUCCCCAGUCAGCAGAUUGCCAACAUCCUGGACAGUCAUGCUGCCACUCUGAACAGGAAGUCGGAGAGAGAGGUGUUCUUCAUGAACACUCAGAGCAUUGUACAGCUGGUGCAGAAGUACCGCAGUGGCAUCCGUGGUCACAUGAAGGCUGUGGUGAUGGACCUGCUCAGACAGUACCUCAAAGUAGAGGUCCAGUUCCAGCAUGGACACUACGACAAGUGUGUGUUCACACUGCGUGAGGAGAACAAGAGCGACAUGGCCAACGUGUUAAACUACAUCUUCUCACACGCCCAGGUCACCAAGAAGAACCUCCUGGUCACCAUGCUUAUUGACCAGCUGUGUGGUCGUGACCCCACCCUGACUGACGAGCUGAUGGCCAUUUUGACAGAGCUCACCCAGCUCAGCAAGACAACCAACGCCAAGGUGGCACUGCGCGCCCGCCAGGUGCUGAUCGCCUCCCACCUCCCGUCCUACGAGCUCCGCCACAACCAGGUGGAGUCCAUCUUCCUCUCUGCCAUCGACAUGUAUGGACACCAGUUCUGCAUCGAGAACCUGCAGAAACUGAUCUUGUCUGAGACGUCCAUCUUUGAUGUGCUGCCCAACUUCUUCUACCACAGUAACCAGGUGGUCCGGAUGGCUGCCCUGGAGGUGUACGUACGUAGAGCCUACAUCGCCUAUGAGCUCAACAGCGUCCAGCACAGACAGCUGAAGGACAACACCUGCAUUGUAGAGUUCCAGUUCAUGCUACCUACCUCCCACCCCAACCGAGGGAACAUCCCAACUCUUAACAGGAUGUCGUUCUCGUCCAACCUGAACCACUACGGCAUGGUGCACAUGGGCAGCGUGAGUGACGUCCUCCUGGACACCUCUUUCACCCCACCCUGCCAGCGCAUGGGAGCCAUGGUCUCCUUCCGUUCCUUCCAGGAGUUCACCAGGGACAUUAAAGACGUGAUGAGCUGUUUCUCUGACUCUCCUCCUCACAGCCCCACCUUCCCAGAGGGAGGGAACCCGGUGCUCUAUGGAGAGGAGGACACCAAGAGUAUCCAAGAUGAGCCCGUUCACAUCCUCAACGUGGCCAUUAAGACUGACAGUGACAUCGACGAUGAUGGCCUGGCCGCCAUGUUCCGGGAGUUCACCCAGUCAGAGAAAUCCCUGCUGUUUGAACAUGGCAUCCGUAGGCUGACCUUCCUGGUAGCUCAAAAGGAUUUCAGGAAGGCAGUCAACUAUGAGGUGGACCAGAGGUUUCAUAGAGAGUUCCCCAAGUUCUUCACCUUCCGGUCCAGAGACAAGUUUGAGGAGGACAGGAUCUACCGUCACUUGGAGCCAGCGCUGGCCUUCCAGCUGGAGCUGAACCGCAUGCGUAACUUUGCCCUGACCGCCAUUCCCUGUGCCAACCACAAGAUGCACCUUUACCUGGGCGCUGCCCGUGUGGAGGUGGGCACAGAGGUCACAGACUACCGCUUCUUUGUCCGGGCCAUCAUCCGUCACUCAGACCUGGUCACCAAGGAGGCAUCUUUUGAGUACCUCCACAACGAGGCAGAGCGUCUGCUGCUGGAGGCCAUGGACGAGCUGGAGGUGGCCUUCAACAACACCACCGUACGCACCGACUGCAACCACAUCUUCCUCAACUUUGUCCCCACCGUCAUCAUGGACCCCUCCAAGAUUGAGGAGUCGGUGCGCUCUAUGGUGAUGCGUUAUGGCAGUCGGCUGUGGAAGCUCCGGGUCCUGCAGGCUGAGCUGAAGAUCAACAUCCGGCUGACGCCCACAGGCAAACAGAUCCCCAUCCGCCUUUUCCUCACCAACGAGUCAGGCUACUACCUGGACAUCAGCCUGUACAAGGAGGUCACUGAUUCCCGCACGGGACAGUUGGGGCCUAAAGACCGACAGAUCAUGUUCCAGGCAUAUGGGGACACGCAGGGUCCUCUACAUGGCAUGCUCAUCAACACCCCAUAUGUGACUAAGGACCUGCUGCAGUCCAAACGCUUCCAGGCCCAGUCCCUGGGAACCACCUACGUCUAUGACUUCCCUGAGAUGGUCAGACAGGCUCUAAAGAAGCUGUGGCAGUCCACCAAAGUCUUCGCCCACUUGCCCAAAUGCCCUCUGCCCUCUGAGCUGCUCACUUUCACAGAGCUGGUCCUGGAUCCACAGGGACAGCUGGUGCAGAUGAACCGUCUACCAGGAGGGAACGAGAUUGGCAUGGUGGCCUGGCGGAUGACCAUCAGGACCCCGGAGUACCCGGCAGGGCGUGAGAUCAUUGUGAUCAGUAAUGACAUCACACACAAGAUUGGUUCGUUUGGGCCGCAGGAGGACCUGCUGUUCCUGCAGGCCUCAGAGAUGUCCAGGGAGAGUGGCAUCCCUCGUAUCUACAUCUCUGCCAACAGCGGUGCCCGCAUCGGCCUGGCAGAGGAGAUCAGACACAUGUUCCAUGUAGCCUGGCAGGACACUGCAGACCCCUACAAGGGCUUCAAGUACUUGUACCUGACUCCUCAGGACUACAAGAAGGUGUCAGCCCUGAAUUCUGUUCACUGUGAACACAUAGAGGAUGAGGGAGAGUCCAGGUACAAGAUCACUGACAUCAUCGGGAAGGAGGAGGGUCUGGGGGUGGAGAACCUGAAGGGCUCCGGGAUGAUUGCUGGAGAGUCCUCUUUGGCCUAUGAUCAGGUCAUCACCAUGAACCUGGUGACUUGUCGAGCAAUCGGGAUCGGAGCCUACCUGGUUAGGCUGGGUCAGAGGACCAUCCAGGUGGAAAACUCCCACAUCAUCCUCACUGGGGCUGGAGCACUCAACAAGGUGCUGGGUAGAGAGGUAUACACCUCCAACAACCAGCUGGGUGGGAUUCAGAUCAUGCACAACAACGGUGUGACACACAGCACUGUGUGUGAUGACUUUGAGGGAGUCCACAUGCUGCUGCACUGGCUCUCCUACAUGCCCAAGGACCGCUCUAGUCCUGUGCCCAUCAUCAAUGCCAAGGACCCCAUAGACCGGCUGGUGGAGUUUAUGCCCACCAAGGCUCCCUAUGACCCCCGCUGGAUGCUGGCAGGACGCCCCGGCCAAACUCCAAAGGGCCCGUGGCAAAGUGGGUUCUUUGACCAUGGCUCAUUCAUGGAGAUCAUGCAGCCUUGGGCUCAGAGUGUGGUGGUGGGCAGAGCCAGGCUAGGUGGCAUACCUACUGGAGUAGUUGCUGUGGAAACUAGAUCUGUGGAGCUGUCAAUCCCAGCCGAUCCAGCAAACCUCGACUCUGAAGCCAAGAUCAUCCAGCAGGCAGGCCAAGUGUGGUUCCCUGACUCUGCCUUUAAGACGUCACAGGCCAUCAAGGAUCUGAACCGUGAGGGCCUCCCUCUCAUGGUGUUUGCCAACUGGAGGGGCUUCUCUGGGGGCAUGAAAGACAUGUAUGACCAGGUGCUGAAGUUUGGAGCCUACAUCGUGGAUGGGCUGAGAGAGUACCGCCAGCCUGUUCUGGUGUACAUCCCUCCCCAGGCAGAGCUCAGAGGAGGGUCCUGGGUGGUCAUAGACCCCACCAUCAACCCCCGCCACAUGGAGAUGUAUGCUGACAAGGACAGUCGUGGUGGGGUGUUGGAGCCAGAGGGAACGGUAGAGAUCAAGUUCAGGAAGAAGGACCUGGUGAAGACUAUGAGGAGGGUGGACCCGGUCUACAUGGGCCUGGCAGAGAGACUGGGUACCCCAGAACUGGGCCUGCCAGAGAGGAAGGAACUUGAGACCAAACUGAAGGAGCGGGAGGAGUUCCUGUUACCCAUCUACCACCAGGUAGCCGUGCAGUUCGCUGACCUCCAUGACACCCCGGGACGCAUGCAGGAGAAGGGCGUCAUCACGGACAUCCUGGAGUGGCGGACGUCACGUCACUUCUUCUACUGGCGUCUGAGGCGUCUGCUGCUGGAGGACACGGUCAAGAUGAAGAUCCAGGUGGCCAACAGAGAGCUGACUGAUGGACAGAUUCAGGCCAUGCUGAGACGCUGGUUCGUAGAGGCUGAGGGGACUGUCAAGGCGUAUCUAUGGGACAGCAAUGAGGAGGUAGUGGAGUGGCUGGAGAAGCAGCUGAAGGAGGAGGAGGGAGCCAGGUCUAUCGUCGACGAGAACAUUAAGUACAUCCGCAGGGACCACAUCCUCAAGCAGAUCCGCAGCCUGGUCCAAGCCAAUCCUGAGGUUGCCAUGGAUUCCAUCGUGCACAUGACCCAACACAUCUCCCCAACACAGCGUGCUGAGGUGGUGCGCAUCCUGUCUACCAUGGAUGCUGCCCCGGCUGCCACCUAAGCCUCAUUUAUACCUGGUUCUAACGUGCGUCCUUUGUCUUGAUCUUGUUCACAUUUUUAGAAAGGUAUAGAUUUUUGUGAUCAUAUCUUCCUGACCACUUCCGGAGUUAGUCAGGGACCCAUUGUAAACAGAUCAGGAUGGUAAAUCCAUUUAAAUCAUUAUACCGGUCUCUAAAACCAUUGACGAGUAGCUCCAUUGACUAAUGGCAUCAAUAAUUGUCUUACAAACAAAUAUAUAUUUUGAAAGAAUAUCUGUCACAUAAUUUGCAUACAGGGAGGCACCAGGAAAUCUGGUCACAAUGGUUAGUGGAUAAGAGACACAUUUUACUACCAUGUGUAGAUCAAAUUAUAUAUGUCACAUGCUCUGAAUACAACAGGUGUAGACUUUACUGUGAAAUGCUUACUUAUGAGCCUUUUCCCAGUAAUGCAGAAUUAAAAGUAUUAAUAACACAAUAAAUUAAAAAAUAUCGAGGCUAAAAACAAGUAGUACCGAGUCGAUGUGCAGGAAUACGAGGUAGUUGAAGCAAUCAGGAAAGAUAAGCGUAUCACCAGUGUGUGAGUAUGCAAGAGAGUCAGUGGUUUAAAAAAAAAAAAUACAAGGGUAUUAAUCAGAGGCAAUGUGGGCGCAAUCAGAAUGUGAAUAUGAUCUGGACAAAGGACUCAUGUUAGCACCAGUUCUAAACCUAGAGGGCCUCUAUUCCCAGCCUGGCCCACUGUCUCCGGUGCACUGCCCCUGUGGAGGAACUGUGUUGGAAACUGGGGUUGGAGCCAAUGAGUUUGCUGUUACUGAUCAAACUGUUGGCAAUGAUUCUGGAGGGAGGGGGGACUGAUGUCCAGGGUAAUGAAUUUACACAAGUCUUACAGAAUGUGUGUUCGUUUUGAUAAACUCCUUUCUAAUAUUGAGUUGCAACCCCUUUUGCCCUGAGAAUAGCCUCAAUUUGUUGGGGCAUGGACUCUACAGGGUGUUGAAAGCAUUCCACAGGGAUGCUGGGCCGUGUUGAUUUCAAUACCUCCAACAGUUGUCAAGUUGGCUGGAUGUCCUUUGGGUGGUGGACCAUUCUUGAAACACGGGAAACUGUUGAGCAUGAAAAACCCAGCAGCGUUGCAGUUCUUGACACACUCAAACCGGUGCACUUGACACCUAUGAUAGCCCGUUCAAAGGCACUUAAAUCUUUUGUCUUGCCCAUUCACCUUCUGAAUGGCACUCAUACACAGUCCAUGUUUCGAGGCUUAAAAAUCCUUCUUUAUCUACACUGAUUGAAGUGGAUUUAACAAGUGACAUCAAUAACUCAUCAUACUGUAGCUUUCACUUGGUCAUUAUGUUAUGGAUAGAGCAGGUGUUUAUGUUUUGUACACUCAGUGUAUCUAAUAUAUGUGUAUAUGUAAGUGCAAUUUGAAAAAUUAUCAACAAAGCAGAGACCAGAAACGAUAUACUUGUAUAGCUACAUUAAUGAGGUCAAGCUUAGGGACUACACAAUUGACCAAAGUGGAAGCAGCUCUUCAUCCAUUUGCAAUCUUAAAGAGCCUCUGUCCUAUAGGACAGGAAAACAUGCAUUGGGUUUUGGGGUGUUUUGAUGGUUAUCUUGAAAAUAAAAUGCCUGCAAAUUGGAACUUUUGGAGGGAGCACUUAUUUACUGAUAAAACCCAGGGUAGUGAGUGUUGCAUGGUACUACCGGGCUUUUGUGAUUGGGGAAAGUGGGCAGAUCUGCCCUGUGCCUGGAGAGAAGAGUCCAGCAGAAGGAGAGGCCAAUUCAGACCAACCACACGGGCCCUGGGGUGAGACUAGGGCAGGCAGACACAUGCUGAAGCAGAUAGACGAGUGGCUGUCGCCUUACACACAUUGCUUUGACUACACCUUACUGUUCUAUUACUUACAUCAGGCUUUAGUGCAGCACCGCUUGCUCUGUAGUAUACUAAAAGUCUGACACAGAAGCAAACCCUAUCAAUGGUAAUUGUUGCCAUAAUGGUCAAGAAUGAAUAGUUUUCUACCGUGGGGUAUAUUUUUGGCAAUUAUUGUAGCUUACCAAAAAAAAACUUGUUCAAAAUGUGUUCUGUAUUUGUUUUUGUUCAAAAUAUGAAACAUUUAGGUGACUUAUUAAAUGGCAAUCAUGUUAAAGAGAACUAGGUACUGUACACUGGAGUUAUACAGUCAGUAUUACAGGUGUGUUUUAAAAUGUUCACUGUAAUUUUGAGUUAAUUAUUGAUCUGCAGUUCUUUCCAUGGAGUCAUUGGGAUCAGUGUUUGCUAUUAAAAAAAUGUUUGCUUGCUCACUCAACAUCUAGGCCUAGGUCCUAUUACUACAACAUUCAAAUGUACAAAGUAUCUGAAAUGGAGCAUACACAACAACUGUCAUUUUAUGUAGUUUAAUAACCAGUGGUGUAAAAAUACUUUAAAGUACUACUUAAGUAGUGUUUUGGGGUAUCUGUACUUUACUAUUUAUAUUUUUGACAACUAAUGUACUUUCUACUCCAUACAUGUUCCCUGACACCCAAAAGUACUUGUUACAUUUUGGAUGCUUAGCAGGACAGGAAAAUGGUCCAGUUCACAUACUUCAAGAGAACAUCCCUUGCCAUCUACUGCCUCUGAUCUCUGGCAGACUCACCAAACACUCUUGCUUUGUUUGUAUAUUAUGUCUGAGUGUUGUAGUGUGCCCCUGGCUAUCCGUAAAUACAAAAUAAACUGCUGUUUGGUUUGCUUAAUAUAA